AUGGGUGCAACUUGUUCCAAUAUGAAAAACCAAAAUGUAUUUAACAUUAUGGAACUCCCUUAUAAGUACAACUAUGAUAAAAGACUUAGUAUUCAUGUGAUGGCAUAUAUCUGGUCUGAUAAUGGACAUAAUUUAUUUGAUUAUGAGAGUGAUUCCCUUGUCAGAAAAUCUAUUGACUUUGAUUUCUAAGGUAUUUCCCAUAAAUAUAUAAGGAAGAGUGGUUCAAUUAGACAGAGACAUCUUGGCUUUAACCAAAAAUGUAAAUUUGCCCCCAUAAUCAUUACAAAGGAAGUAGUAAGGAAUUAAAGAGAAAUCUUUGAGUUUCGCAGUAAUCAGAAAUCAAUUGAAUUAUACAAUUCUAAACUUGAAAAUGCAUUCUGGAAAGUCAUCAGACCAUUAUAGGCAUCAGAUCUACCCACUUUGGACCGUCAAAAAUUAGUGAUAAAUACAACAAUAAAAUUAGGAAGAGUCAAAUUGACAGUUCUUGAUUAUAGUUUUGCUUAUGAAUAUGAUGAUGGAGGAGUCCCAGAUGAAUUGGAUGAAAAAAAUAAAUUAAAUGAUAGUGGAUGUGUAGAUGGAUAAGUGUAAUGCAGGUUUUGUUUAAGUAAACUGGCAACACUUGAAAAUCCUUUCAUAAGUCCUUGCAAAUGCAUUGGUUCCAUCAAAUACAUCCACUUAAAGUGUUUAUAGAGUUGGAUAAAUAGCCAAUUAAAAACUAAAGCCUAAAAUGGUGUAACACUAUAUUAUUGGAAAAGUAUGAAAUGUGAACUAUGUAAAUCAAUGUACAAAAGUAAUGGUUAAUUUAACCUUUUAUAGCUUCCUUUAAGUUUAAGUAGAUUCAAUAUAACAUAUGCGAUAUUAAUAAACCUAAAGAGCCUUAUUUGUUAUUGUAAAUUAAUCACAGUGAUAAAAACAAAGAAUAGGGUUUAUAUGUAAUUGAUGUCAAAACAAGAGACACCAUUAAAAUAGGCAGAACAUAAGAUUGCGAUAUAAAAUUACAUGAUAUUUCAGUCUCGAGACAUCAUGCCAGCAUACUAGUUAACCAUUAAGAAUAAUCUUUUUAUAUUGAAGAUAAUUGUUCAAAAUUUGGAACUUUGGUUUUAGCAUAAGAAGAAGAUUUGUAGAUAUAAUUGAAUUCCCCGAAAAGAGUAGCUCUACAAGUAGGAAGGAUAGUAAUUGUUGUAACCAUAGAAAAAAAGAUAAAUAAAAAGAAGUAAAUUUAUGAUGUGAAUGUUAGAAUAAACAAAUAUAGAGUGCCUGCGUAAUUUGAAGUAUUUAGGUAAAUUAAAUAACAUGAAGAUGAAGAGGAAGUGCAAUCUGCUGACCAGUAAUAAUAGUCAGAUGUUGAAGAUAUUUUAAUAAAUGAUCCAGCAUUUGAUAGAGAUUAAGAUAUGAGUAAAUUUAAAAACAUGAACUUUUUAACUGGAAGCAUUAUUUAAAGAGAGUAAUAGUGA
This is a messenger RNA of Paramecium octaurelia, 1454 nucleotides long. The record is from the annotation of a GenBank genome assembly. NCBI's taxonomy places the organism in Eukaryota, Ciliophora, Oligohymenophorea, Peniculida, Parameciidae.